Gordionus sp. m RMFG-2023 is the source of this 1322-nucleotide messenger RNA. RefSeq names its product trimethylguanosine synthase-like. NCBI's taxonomy places the organism in Eukaryota, Metazoa, Nematomorpha, Gordioida, Chordodea, Parachordodidae. The transcript is spliced from 4 exons. The coding region runs from base 22 to 1281 and encodes 419 amino acids. Gene Ontology annotation, cellular component: nucleus. The record is from RefSeq and is a predicted model, not a curated record. Gene Ontology annotation, biological process: 7-methylguanosine RNA capping; 7-methylguanosine cap hypermethylation. Gene Ontology annotation, molecular function: RNA cap trimethylguanosine synthase activity.
GUUUGUUAUAAAUUUCCCAAAAUGAAAUUAGAUUUGUUGGCUAAUAAGAUUGAUAAAAAUAAAAAGGCCAGACAAUCUCAAUAUAAGAAAAGAAACUCGUUAGCCUUUGCAAUCAAUCAGGUCAAAGAUUUAUUAGACAAUCAAGAUUUAAAAAAUAUUCAAGUUGUAAAUGAUGAGCAAACCACAGAAAAUAUUGAAAUUACUAAUGAACAAAUCCAUCAAAAUGUUAAUGAUAGUCUCGUAAACGUAGUAUCCUUAAAAUAUAACUCCGAUUGCACUAAAAACAGUAGCUUUAUAGAUACAAUAGAUAUUGAUAAUCCUGAUUUAAGUUCAACAAAUUUUAACUUAUCCAAAUAUUGGGUGCAGAGAUACCAUCUUUUUUCUAAGUUUGAUGAAGGAAUUAAAAUGGAUGAAGAGAGUUGGUUUUCUGUAUGCCACGAAAAAAUUGCUAACCAUAUCACAUCUAGGUCCCAAGAUGAUAUAUUUAUAGAUGUGUGUUGUGGUGUUGGGAGUACAUGUAUUCAAGCAGCAAAUCAUUUUUUAUUUGUUUUUGGGGUAGAUAUUGAUCCUAUCAAAUUAGAAGCAGCAAAAAUAAAUGCAGAGAUAUAUAAUGUUGCAAAUUAUAUUGAUUUUAUACAGGCUGACUUUAGAAUUCUUUUUGAAAGAGGUUUUAGAAGACCAUUCAUUGAUGUCAUAUAUGUAGAUGUACCAUGGGGUGGUCCUAAUUAUCUUGCUAAUACUUCUAUAGAUUGUUGUGAUCCUAAUUUUUCAAUAAUAAACCUCCCUAAUGCAUACCAUUUAUGCAAAACUCACCAAAAAUCAAAACAAAUUAUGUUUAGUCUACCAAGAAAUACAUCAUUAAAAUCAAUAGGGCAAUUAUUUAGAAAUGAACCUUUUGAAAUAGAGAAAAAUUAUCUAAAAAACGCUUUUAAAAGAAUUACAGUUUACACAGGGGAUUUAAUAAAUGAUCCUAAUGAUAAAAAAUAUGUAAAUAACAUUCCAAAUGAAGAAUUAAAGAAUCCACCCAAGACUGUAUAUAAAAAUGUUAAAGAACCUAGUAAAGAUAUUAAAUUUGAUGAUAAUGAAAGAGAAAAUGAAUAUUAUGACAUUUGCCAGUAUGAGACAGAUGAUGUUUUUAGUGUGAUAAAUUCUUCUAAAAGUACCAAAAAUUCUAUUAACAAAAGAAAAUUACCUGAACUAAACCAAGAAGAUCCUUUUAGUAAAGAAUUAUUGGAUUUACAAAAUUUAAUGAAACCCUCAAAUAUCAAAAAAUUAAUAUAAAAAUUACAAAGCAUUUUUUUGUUAUGCUUAAUAUAUUUGAA